AUGGAUGUUUUGAUGUUAGGCACAGGGGAGACGUACCAGUUUUCUGAACAGGCUUCUGAUAGCCUGGAGUUGUCUUUAUUCUAUGGGCACAAGUGGAGAGCAGGCAAUCAUGAACCAGAUCACACAAUGCAGGCUUUGAGGGGAGUACGAUCAAGAUGCUCCUCUGUGUUACCAAAAAAGUAUCCACAGCUUCCUCUCUUUAAAUUUAGAGUUGAGAUCUGCCUUGAAAUAGGAUCCGGAUCUGGUGUGGUUUCAACAUUUCUGGCUUCCAUUAUUGGAUCCAGUGCACUCUACCUAUGUACAGAUGUCAACCCUAUGGCAGCUUACUGCACACUAGAGACAGCUCUGCUGAACAAUGUUCACCUUCAGCCAAUAAUUACUGACUUGGUCAAAGGAUUGUCACCAAGAUUAAAUGGGAAGGUUGAUCUCCUGCUGUUUAAUCCACCGUAUGUGGUAACACCUUCUGAAGAGGUGGAAAGCCAUGGAAUAGAGGCAUCCUGGGCUGGUGGCAAAAAUGGUAGAGAAGUGAUGGACAGGGUUUUGCCAUUAGUAGCAGACCUACUUUCAACAGGAGGAUUAUUCUACUUGGUCACAAUUAAAGAAAAUAAUCCAGAUGAAAUUCUGGAAACAAUGAAGAAACAUGGUUUAGAAGGCACAAGAGUACUUUCCAGGCAAGCGGGAAGAGAGAUGCUUACUAUUCUCAAAUUCAGGAAAUCUUGAUAACUGUUCUUAAUCUUUGACAGAAAGGGUACACAGAAAGCUGAACAUAGCAUAUUAGUUGUCAAACCAACUUUUGAAGCCAGGAUUUUCACACUUAAAGUAUACCUUCACUUCCCAGCUACUGAUCAAUCAAACUGAUUGGGCUUGGUAUUGUAUUUUUUUCUGGAUAUCAGCCAGCUUUUAUCUGCUAUCAAUCAGAGGUACAACUGUCCUCUACCCAUCCGUAGGAUAGUUGUAGGUCAAACUGAGAAGUACCCUCUCAAGGGGCACUUUGGCAUUUGCACUUCAUUUCUAAAGUUUUUGGGGGUUUUUUUUGUUUAUAAAUAAAGUAUUUGUAUAUUUGUCUUUUCAGUAGUUAGUCUCUACCUAUGCUGUGUUUAAAUAAAUAUCUGGAAGAAGA
Messenger RNA from Struthio camelus australis, 1120 nucleotides. Lineage: Eukaryota; Metazoa; Chordata; Aves; Struthioniformes; Struthionidae. The record is from RefSeq and is a predicted model, not a curated record.